AGGCAAACCCUAAACAAACACCACAAAACAAAAAAGGGGGGACAGAGAAAGAGAGGGAGGGGGACAUAAAAUCCAGGGCGAUAAGGCCAGCUGGUCUUUCUGUUGCCGAAGCCUGAGCGUGGCUGAACUGUACUCCAGCAUCACCGUUUCGUUUCUUCGUGACCUAAUUCCAAUUGCCUCCUUUCUCUCUGGAUUGCGAGCUAGUCGAUGGCGGCUCAAAUAACCCGAGAAUGGACCGGAAUUCAGACGUUCCCGCCGGCUACCCUGAACAAAUUGCUUGAAUUGCUUGGGAAACUCAAACAGGAGGAUGUAAACACCUUGACAAUUCUCGUGAUGGGGAAAGGAGGUGUUGGAAAAUCUUCAACUGUGAACUCUAUCAUAGGGGAGAAAGUAGUGGCCGUCAGUGCUUUCCAGUCAGAAGGACCAAGACCUGUCAUGGUUUCACGGUCACGAGCAGGAUUUACAUUGAACAUAAUUGACACUCCAGGACUUGUUGAAGGAGGAUAUGUCAAUGAUCAGGUUCUUGACUUGAUAAAAAGGUUCCUUUUGAAUAGGACCAUUGAUGUUUUGCUUUAUGUUGACCGGCUGGAUGCAUAUAGAGUGGAUAACUUGGAUAGGCAAGUUGUCAGAGCUAUAAGUGAUAGUUUUGGUAAAGAAAUAUGGCGCAGAGGAGUGGUUGUCCUGACACAUGCUCAGCUCUCCCCUCCAGAUGGUUUGAGUUAUGAGGGUUUCUUUUCUAGAAGAUCAGAAGCUCUUCUAAAAGUUGUUCGUCUUGGGGCUCGGAUAAAGAAGCAAGAUGUCCAGGCUUCUUCUAUUCCCGUUGUUUUGGUUGAGAACACCGGGAGAUGUAAUAGGAAUGAGAAUGAUGAAAAGAUUAUUCCAAAUGGGAUUGCCUGGAUUCCGAAUCUAGUCGAAACAAUAACAAGUGUUGUUUCAAAUGGGAGUAAGGGCAUUUUGAUUGAUAAAAAGUUGAUCGAGGGGCCAAACCCAAAUGAAAGGGGAAAGAUAUUGAUUCCUUUCAUUUUGGCAUUUCAAUACUUCUUCGUUGUCAAACGGAUACAAAGAUGGAUUAAGGAUGACAUUGCAAGAGAAAGUAAAUCUGCGUGGGAGUAGUGGAACAUGGGUUUGGCUAACGUGAAGAAGCUCCACCUGCUUGGUUGUUGGUUUUGUUACAUCUUGGUGGUUCUUACAGUUAGUGGCAGUAUUAAUCUGCGGCUGUUUGUUCAGUGUUUAGAGAGAACCAGUUUUGUACUAUGUUCCUUCAUACUUCCCUUUGCAUCAACCUUUUUCUAGUGUUGCUGAGCACGCCUUUUCUUUUUUUGGGCUCCAGGAUUGCUGAACAUUUUAUGUACUGUUUUUGUGUUUGCUUGCUCUCAUUUCCUAUAAAGUGCCAACUUUGUGUUUACUGAGCCCAUCUUGUUAGAUUAGAUUGCCAUAAAUAGACUCUUGUAGUAGACAGCCUGUUGAGUCUAGCAUGUACUGGUGUUAAAAUUAAUUUAUAGAUGUGGAGGGGAAGGUCUUUUAACG
This is a messenger RNA of Diospyros lotus (date-plum), 1527 nucleotides long. Its product is annotated as translocase of chloroplast 34. The transcript is spliced from 8 exons. Gene Ontology annotation, cellular component: chloroplast outer membrane. The coding region runs from base 208 to 1113 and encodes 301 amino acids. Gene Ontology annotation, molecular function: protein-transporting ATPase activity; GTP binding. NCBI's taxonomy places the organism in Eukaryota, Viridiplantae, Streptophyta, Magnoliopsida, Ericales, Ebenaceae. The record is from RefSeq and is a predicted model, not a curated record. Gene Ontology annotation, biological process: intracellular protein transport.